GGCCGAGCAAACCGGGAGGAGAAGGAGGGGAGAUCCGCCGCCUCCCUUCAUUGCUCACAGACUUGUUCCCUCCCGGUCUGCGGCUGCUGCAGCGGCAGUGGCGGCGGGACGUAGGAGCAGUCCCGAGGCUGGCAGCGGAUGAGACUGGGACGGACUGAGGCCGCCGGAUCUGCCAGUGGCACUGCUGUUUCCCCACGGGCCCUCUCCUAUCUCCCUUCUCUAAGAUGGCAGCCAGCAGCUCUGAGGUCUCUGAGAUGAAGGGGGUAGAAGAUAGUUCCAAGACCCAGACAGAAGGACCUGGCCAUUCUGAAGCUGGACUCGGUCCUGUCCAGGUUGUAGCAGAGAUUCCAGACCAGCCAGAGGCCCUUCAGUCAGGCCCAGAUAUCACGGCAGCCCCUGUGGACUCAGGACCUAAGGCUGAGCUGGCCCCAGAAACCACAGAGACCCCAGUUGAGGCCCCAGAAACAGUCCAGGCCACAGACCUCAGCUUAAACCCAGGAGAAGAACCCAAGGCCAGCCCCAGCCCCAAAGACGAAUGCCAAGAGCCAGCAUCCAAACCAGAUGUGAACAAAGAGGCUGCAGCAGAUCAGGGAUCUGAGCAGCAGUCUGCAGCCCCUCCUGAGCCAAUCUCAGAGCCUGCUUUCCAGUUAAACACCCAGGCAGACCCUCAGCCAACUUCCCAGCCUGCUCCUAAGCUACCCCUCCAGCCAGAGGCCCCCACCCAAGAGGACCCUGCCACUGAGGUCCCGACAGAGAGUAUAGGCGAAAAGCAAGAAAAUGGAGCGGUGGUUCCCCUUCAGGCUGGCGAUGGGGAAGAGGGUCCAGCCCCCCAGCCUCAUUCACCACCCUCAACCAAAACAGCACCAGCCAACGGGGCCCCUCCCCGGGUGCUCCAGAAGCUGGCCGAGGAGGACAGAAAAGGAAGGGGUCAUAGUGGGCAUCCAGGGUCUCCUCGAGGGAGCCUGAGCCGCCAUCCCAGCUCCCAGCUGGCGGGGCCUGGGGUGGAAGGGGGUGAUGGCACCCAGAAACCUCGGGACUACAUCAUCCUUGCCAUCCUGUCCUGCUUCUGCCCCAUGUGGCCUGUCAACAUUGUGGCCUUCGCUUAUGCCGUCAUGUCCCGGAACAGCCUGCAGCAGGGGGACGUGGAUGGGGCUCAGCGUCUGGGCCGAGUAGCCAAGCUCUUAAGCAUCGUGGCGCUGGUAGGGGGGGUCCUCAUCAUCAUCGCCUCCUGCGUCAUCAACUUGGGCGUGUAUAAGUGAGGGGCUCUGCCCUGCAUUCCAAGACUUUUCUUCCUGUUGGGAGCUGUCUUGGGUCCAUCCCUACCCUGGGGGAAGCCCAGUCCAUGGCCCUGGCCCCCAUCCCUAGGGACCAAGGGAGCCUGAGCAGCCUUGUUUACAGCCUCUUCCCUGCUCCUGCAUCCUGCCAGGCUCCCCUGCCAGGCUUAGGCUCCCUUUCUCCCUGCACUUUGGCCUGCGAAUCUCCCCUCCUGCCUCUUGACCUCCCCAACCCUGCACUCUGAAAAACCUCUCUGCACUUCUGGAAGCCUUCCUGAACAUCUAAAUUGUAUUCUGCACCUCUGCAUCUCUCCCAGCACCCCACCCCACCCCACCCCCAGCACUUCUUCCUGCCUCUGGAAUCCUCUGAACCUUAAUUAACCCUGACCUCCUACCUUUCAUUGUCUUGGUACCUAGCCCAUUCUUUUCUUCCCUUCCUUCCCAUCUUUUCCCCUUGCCCCUCCCCUGACCCCUUCUCAGCUUCCCUGAGCAUCUUCACUCUCUGCCGCCAUUUAUUCUGCAAAAACUGCAGUAUUAGGUCAGGCUGAGGGAGGACUGCCUAGCUAGAGGCUCUGACUGUUCUCUACUGGGGACCACCCGGGCCCAGACCGUACUCCGACCCCAAUCCCUAAGGUGCCUAUUGGGUCGAAAAGUUGGCAAGCCAGGCCUCACCUGGGGGACUUGCACAAGGGUGGGAGUCCUCCUUCUGAACAUCAGGGGAGGAAGGAGUGCCGCAGCGGCCGCAGGGUCAGCCUGAGUUGACCUGCCCAUUUGGGCUUUUUGACCUCAGCGUUUCUUGUUUGAAGGUCUGAGGAGUUUGGGCCAUUCACUUGCUUUGUGGACAGUAAAAUUAAAAAAGAAAAAGAGGGAAAAAAAAAAAGGACCAAAGUUCUCAGCUGCGGGGAGCGAGAGAGGGUUGGGGGAGCUCUGUAAUUAUUCUCUGAGAGGAUGAGGGAGGUUUGCACGCGACAGCCCUCUGAGGAGGCAGGGAGCCAGCUGUGAUGCAUUUCGGAGUUGGUGGGGGUUUUUUGUUUCCUUUCUUUCAAAAAAAAAGUUGGGGGAAACUAAACUUCCUUUAAAAAAUCAAACUGAGUCUCCCUUUUUGUAUGCUGAAUGCUGCAUGAUUCUAAAACACCAAUAAACAGAAUGCAUGAGACUCGC
This is a messenger RNA of Peromyscus californicus insignis, 2435 nucleotides long. It is a transcript of the gene Prrt2, whose product is annotated as proline rich transmembrane protein 2. NCBI's taxonomy places the organism in Eukaryota, Metazoa, Chordata, Mammalia, Rodentia, Cricetidae. The transcript has 4 exons. Gene Ontology annotation, cellular component: membrane. The record is from RefSeq and is a predicted model, not a curated record. The coding region runs from base 225 to 1259 and encodes 344 amino acids.